This is a messenger RNA of Conger conger (European conger), 1197 nucleotides long. RefSeq names its product protocadherin beta-16-like. Gene Ontology annotation, molecular function: calcium ion binding. Gene Ontology annotation, biological process: homophilic cell-cell adhesion. The record is from RefSeq and is a predicted model, not a curated record. NCBI's taxonomy places the organism in Eukaryota, Metazoa, Chordata, Actinopteri, Anguilliformes, Congridae. Bases 1 to 1197 code for a protein of 398 amino acids. The transcript has 4 exons. Gene Ontology annotation, cellular component: plasma membrane.
AUGAAGUACAUCAGACCUUGCAGUCAGAGCAUCAUUAGCCUGGACGCCUGUGGAACGCAAACACUACAGCAAGCUUCAGAGAAAGGGAUUGAUGAGACAGAGAAUCAGGUUAGCUAUUCCAUACCCGAGGAAAUGCCUAAAGGUUCACUGGUCGGUAAUAUAGUGCAGGAUUUGGGGUUGGAUUUAAAUAGAGUAAAAACUGGCAAUGCUCGUGUCUAUACUGGAGACAGCGCUGAAUACAUUGAGCUGAAUAAAGAAAGGGGAGUCCUCCAUAUUAAAGAGAGAAUAGAUCGCGAACGAUUGUGCGGAAAGACAAGCCCUUGUGCUUUACAUUUCCAGAUCAUUCUGGAAAACCCCAUGGAAUUUUAUCCAAUUAAAAUCUAUAUCCAAGACCAGAACGAUAACGCGCCUCAAAUUCUGUACCCAGUUCAGACUAGUGUCUCUGUGGUUUCAGAAAUUGUGCCUCGCUCUGCAGAUAUUGGAUAUCUUGUAACUAAAGUUGUCGCCAUUGAUGUGGACUCCGGACAGAAUGCCUGGCUCUCGUAUAAACUACUGAAAUCCACAGACAGAGCGCUGUUUGAAGUGGGCUCACAGAAUGGAGAAAUAAGAACUUUACGCCAGGUCACUGAUAAAGAUGCUGUGAAACAAAGACUCACCGUUGUAGUGGAGGACAACGGACAGCCCUCCCGCUCUGCUACAGUGAAUGUCAAUGUGGCGGUGGCUGACAGUUUCCCGGAAGUGCUUUCAGAAUUCACGGAUUUUACGCACGACAAGAAUUACAAUGACAACUUGACUUUUUAUUUAGUAUUAGCAUUGGCAGUAGUUUCCUUCCUCUUCGUUUCAUCAUUGGUAGUUUUAAUAUCAGUGAAAGUCUACAGAUGGAGACAAUCCCGCAUCUUCUAUCAGUCCAAUCUUCCAGUUAUUCCUUACUAUCCGCCCCGUUACGCAGACGGAGAUACAGGGACUCUACAGCACGUGUACAAUUAUGAGUUGUACAGGACCACUGACUCCAGAAAGAGUGACAUUAAGUACCUCAGACCCAUCAGUCAAAGCCUCGUCAGUGUUGAUGCAAGUGGCGCAGAGACCAUGCCGCACGUGCACAGGGAGAGGCCACUGCUAGAAACCGAGGAUUCUUCAACAGAGGCUCUGGAGCACCUCCCAUGUUACUGCUGCGCACAAGACACAGAGAAAGGGUAG